This is a messenger RNA of Paramormyrops kingsleyae, 1746 nucleotides long. Its product is annotated as endoplasmic reticulum resident protein 27. Gene Ontology annotation, cellular component: endoplasmic reticulum. Lineage: Eukaryota; Metazoa; Chordata; Actinopteri; Osteoglossiformes; Mormyridae. Gene Ontology annotation, molecular function: protein disulfide isomerase activity. Gene Ontology annotation, biological process: protein folding; response to endoplasmic reticulum stress. The record is from RefSeq and is a predicted model, not a curated record.
CUGAAACCUGGCCACCUCAAUUUUGCAUUUUUGUGGCAUUUUUUUCUUGCCUAGAUUUGCUUCUUUUAGUGGCAGAAUUUUCUCUACAGCCACAAGACACCUGGGAACCAGUUACUGAAUUAUAAACAAUGUGGACGGAUGGCGUUUAGGUACCUUAAAUAUUCCUUUAUUUUCUAGAUGCCUUACAUUCACAUUUAGAUUUAUGUGCCCCCCCAAGAUGACCUCUGGUCCUACCCUGGCCACCCCACUGAAACAUUUCUGGCUCUGCCAUUGGUGGCAGCACCCGGAGGACAGGAUCUAUCGCAGAGACACCCAUGUGCCGGGAUACCGGCACCGAAAUUAAAAGUGCAGCAAAAGUUUGGGACUGAGAAAGAGGGACAUUCUGGGUCGUUUCGCAUUUAUGGGCUGAACCGUAAUGAUGUUGUCCACUCUCGCUUGAUCUUUCUCAAAACCGCAGAUUUGGCAGAGAAGCCGUCUGCCGCUGUGGUCAGGGAGAGUGGGCACCUGUCCCAGAAUUCCGCGCCUCUUGGCCAAACUUCCCGUGCGGGGGUUGAGGGCUGGUUGGACAGGAAAUGAGGGAGCUGUGGGAUUGGCGCGGCCUCCUGGUCCUCCCAAACCACAGUAAACAUUAGAGGUGCAGCAGAAGGAUGGAAGAGGCAGAGGAAUGGAUGGAGGUUUUCAAGAAAGAGGGGGGGGACAGUUUUGGCUAUAAGGAAUUUGUUACGGCCGCGUCCGAGCUAAACGACGUCCCUGCAGCCUUGUGCCAUGAGAAGGAGGCGUGGCCCCAUUUCAACAUCACCUCUGACACCAUCUCCAUCUUCAGGAAGGCCGAUCUUCACCGGGAGGACCUGCUGCUCUCCAAGGCCCAGGCGCUGGACGUCGACGGACUGACGCGCUUCUUCAGCAUCAAUGAGCUGCGCUACGUCACCGAGUACAACCAAGUGACAGCAGUGGGCCUCUUUAAGUCGAAGGUGAAAACGCACCUCCUGCUGCUUGCCAACAGAGGGAGCCGUGAUUUUGACGACCUUAAAGACAAAAUGGUGGCUCUCGCUCCUGCAUACAGCGGCAAGUUCUUGUUCGUGCUGGUGGACGGGACUGUGAAAUCCAACGCCCACUCCCUGGGCUACUUUGGACUAAAGCCGAACCAGCUUCCCAGGGUGGCGAUCUACAACCAGGACUUGGACAGGAGCUGGCUGCUGCCCCCGGGGGAGAUCACCCCAGAGCGCCUGAGGGAGUUUUGCGACUCCUUCCUGCAGGGGGAGCUCCAGAAGCAGACAGAGGAAGAAAAGAAACCAAACUCAAAAACUGAGCUCUGACGCCGGACUGUGAUUUGAAGCAACCAUUAAAUCUUUCUCUUGUUUUUAUUCGAUUGUAUACACUCUGUGGCCACUAUAUUAGGUGCCCCUACAAUGCACCAGAUAACCCCCCCAUUUGCGUCUAGAACCAGUUCACCAAUAGGUGCAUUGUGCAUUCAGAGAUGAUUUCUGCACCAUGCUGUUACACUCACCGGUUAUUGGGCUCCCUGUUACCUUUAUCAAGUCUGCCGCUUCUCCUCUGAUCUCUCUCUCAUCCACAAAGUGUUUUUCAGUCACAAAAAUGCCAUUGAUUGGAUGUUUUUUUUUUUUUUUGACUUAUCACUCUAUUGUCUGUAAACUCUACGCACUGCAAUUUGUGAGAUGCUGGAACUGUCACGUCCAGCACUGGCAGCCACAGCGCAUUCAGAACUGGGCAGCCGCUCUCCUGUUU